Molecule: messenger RNA, 933 nt
Organism: Nanorana parkeri
Lineage: Eukaryota; Metazoa; Chordata; Amphibia; Anura; Dicroglossidae
Product: olfactory receptor 5V1-like
Exons: 2
Coding region: 1-933 (310 amino acids)
Biological process (GO): G protein-coupled receptor signaling pathway
Cellular component (GO): membrane
Molecular function (GO): olfactory receptor activity; G protein-coupled receptor activity
Source: RefSeq, a predicted model, not a curated record
AUGGACUACAAUCUCAUUACAGUGACAGAGUUCAUCCUCCUCGGAUUUCCAGCCCUCUUCCCUGUACAGACUGCUCUAUUUUGUUUAUUUUCAAUAUUUUACAUGUCGACUCUCCUGGGAAACGUUCUUAUCAUCGUCACAACUACCUUCAGCUCUGAACUCCUCACUCCCAUGUAUUUCUUCCUCUGCAACCUGUCUCUUCUUGAGAUAUUUUAUACCUCGGUGACCAUUCCUAAGAUGCUUCUUAAUUUCCUUCUGAAGACCAGUUCCAUCUCCUUCAUGGCUUGCGCUGCCCAAGUGUAUUUUUUCAUAGCCCUGGGUAGUAUCGAGUGCACCUUACUAGCUGUCAUGGCUUAUGACCGAUAUUUAGCCGUCUGCCAUCCACUACAUUAUGUGUUUAUGAUGGACAAAAGUAAAUGUGCCAUGUUGGCUGGCAGCUCCUGGAUCAGCGGGUUUGUCAACUCUAUGAUCCAUACUACUUGUGCUUUUCACCUUACAUUUUGCUCCAACAGGAUAAAUCAGUUCUUUUGUGACAUCCCACCCUUGCUGAAGGUGGCUUGUGGUCAGACUAUGGAUGCUGAGAUUGUCCUUUUCAUCGUUGGUGGUGCUUAUGGAUUUGGAUCUUUCCUGUUGACUUUAAUAUCAUACAUUAACAUCAUUUCCACCAUCCUAAAGAUAAGGUCUAAAGAAGGACAACAAAAAGCCUUCUCCACUUGUACAUCACAUCUCGUUGUUGUGACAUUGUUCUUCGGAACUUCUUUCUCUGCUUAUUUGAAUCCUACAUCAAAAAAUUCAUCGGAGGAAGAGAAGCUGGUACCUGUGUUUUAUGCUGUAAUUACCCCCACCCUGAACCCCAUAAUAUAUACACUGAGAAAUAAGGAUUUCAAAAGAGCACUGAAGAAAAUGAAGGUUCAUGCUUUUGCAAAGUUUUAG